This is a messenger RNA of Styela clava, 7702 nucleotides long. NCBI's taxonomy places the organism in Eukaryota, Metazoa, Chordata, Ascidiacea, Stolidobranchia, Styelidae. The record is from RefSeq and is a predicted model, not a curated record.
AUGGUGGAAGAAUAUGAAAGAGAAUUCAUUCAAAAAGUACAAUCAAAUACUCACGAAGUAACUGAAUAUGACGUUCGAAUGUCAUUCAAAGAGCUACAGAAACUGAACAACGAAGUUCAACCGAAAUUAGCCAUUCCCGAUCUCGGUAGGCGAACUGGUAAUCAUCAAUUAGGUGGCGUUCAAGCGAUGGGAACCGAUGAAACGCAAAUUUGUAUCGAUCAAAUACACGAGGAGUUCAAAGGAUCAAAAACAGAUCACGUCAUGCUACUGGGUGAAACCGGGGCUGGUAAAACAAUUUCAGCCAUGAAAUACGCAAGAUUAGUCUCGGAAGGAAAGAUCAGAUGUCUCAGGAAGACGAAAAUGACUCUUUUUGUUUCAGUACCCGAUCUUCAGUACGAAACCAAAUCCAAUGUGUUCGAUCUUCUUUUCACGCAACAAAUAGGCAUUCCAGAUGGGUUGAAGGAGGCUGGUGCGCGAUGGGUAGAAGAAAAUGCUGAGAAUAUUGUCCUAGUUUUAGAUGGACUAGAUCAAGCCGCUGAAUCGUUUGGAGGGCGCUAUCCAAAAAUUGCUGACCCCAAGUUCAAAGGAAAAACAAACACUAUAUUGGCAAAUGUUUUAUCCGGCUCCCUAUAUCCAGGCAUGAAAAUCUUAUCCACUGCUCGCUGGCAAACCUACUGGGACUUGGAUCCAAAUCAAAAACCUUCAAAGGUCGUAGUCCUGAAAGGAUUUAAUGACGACGAUAUUACAGAAGUACUGUCAGAUCUAGUUGUUUCUAAUGCGCUAGAACAAGCAAUACAAUACGAGCUUAUCGAAAUUCCGAGUGUUAUUUCUCUUUGCAAGAACCCAAUGUUUCUCAUGUAUAUGGCUGUACAUUUACAAUUCAUUGAUCAAAAUGAAGCAGAGACUCCAGAUACUGCGUCGGGCGUAAUGGUUUCCGUUCUUAAUUAUUUCACAAAGUUAAACUAUUCCAAAUCAGACAUGAGGAAUUUAAUGAAACUUGCAUUCAAUGGCAUAAAAGGGAAUAUCUUCUCGUUUCCUAUAGCUGAUGUAGAAAAUCUGGGAUUAAAUAUAUCAGAUCUCGGAAUACUUGUGUCAACAAGGAGUAAUCAGGAAUCAAAUAUGCAUGUCAAAUUCCUACACCAAUCUAUACAAGAACUGCUUGCUGCUUUCCAUCUCCUCAAUUUUGAAGAAAACGAAUUUGAUAUUUUUAUUUCGACUGAGCUUAACGAUCAUCAAUGGGGAAGUACUCGAAAAUUUUUGUAUGGGAUCGUCUUGAACCCGAUGACGAAUAAAUUCAGUGAAAGAUAUGUACCUGACGACGGAAUUAAAAGACAAAAAUCAUCUCUCGAAUCACAAAUAAGAAAUUUUCUUCGCAGUGGAACGGUCUCAGACAUCAAUAUUGUGUCUAUCUUACACGAAUGUGGACCAGACGUCAUAUCUCAAUUUAAAAAUUUGAUAAAACGAUUUGAGAUUUCACAGGAUACUUGGAUGGUGAACCCAAUGAGCGCAAUGGAAAAUUACGCGCUGGCGUUUGUUUCAAAUAAAAGCUUGCCAUUAGAAUACUUCAAAGCUGACUCGAUAACGUUAGACUCAAAUAUCUUGCAACUUAUGUACGAAUCAUCCAAAUUUGUCGAUGGCAUGAAGAUGAAACACGUUGGUAUUGGAAAAGAAGUUAGGUUGAAGGACUACAAGAAACUUGAGCAUUUGCUCGACGUGAUGGAAAUUGAAAUGUGCGUUUACUUGCGAUGCGAUGAAUUGUUGGCUCAGAAACUAUUAACGUCACCAGACAUGGUGUUAAAGGGGUCAUUAAAUAAGCUUGUGCUGCAAGAAGACUACUCUGCAAAAAUCAUUCGUAGUCUAGGAAAACAAAAGAAAUAUGCCUAUCUUGGAUUUGCAUCGUCUAAUCUCACUGCCGAAAAAUUGGAAAUUCUAAAGGAAGCUUUCGGUCAAGAAGUCGAGGUGCAGGGGUUCUUACUUGGACGAGAGGAUAAGCUGGGGACUGGAUUUUAUAAACUCGCAGAAAUGUUAUCAAAUGCAAAAACAAAAGAUCUGGCAAUUAGUGCAUGUAACCUUACUAAUGGCAAUAUUGAUUCAUUUGCAAUUGGAGCAGCUGACUUUCAAUUGCAACUUAACAACCUCGAAAUUCAACGUGAAAAAGUCAUGGAUCCAGACGCCUAUAGUAAUCUCGCAAAUGCGGUUGCUAAUUCAAAUGUGAGCUUGCUCGCUGUGAUCGAUUGUGAUAUUACCGAAGAAAAAUUACAAUCGUUUAAUAAAACUGCGAGAAAUCGAGACAUUUUCCUCAGCAAGUUGAUGAUUUGCGAAGAAAAAUUAAUGGAGCGUAAUGAGUUUUAUAAAUUUGCCCAAAUUGCUUCGGUUACUAAACCUGAGAUUUUGGCGUUCAACAACUGCAAUCUGACAAACGCAAAACUCGAAUCCUUCGUACAAGCCGCUUCCGACCAUCCAGUGAAGCUCAAUGCAUUGCAUAUUGCACUAGAAAAUUCGAUGAACGCAUCAGCUUUCGAAACACUUGCUGAAGUCACGUCAAUCACCGAGACUAAGUUGUUGGUAUUUGCCAACAACAAUAUCACAAGGGAUAAAUUAGAUGCAUUCAUUAUAGGAGCAUCAGAGAAACAAAUACGGCUGGAUCAGUUGGUGAUACAAGAAGAAACGUCGAUGGAUUCUGAGGACUUCUGUAAAAUUGCCCAAGUUGCAUCAGUUACAAAACCAAAGACAUUACGUUUCAAAAACUGCAAUUUAACAACCAAUAAACUCGAAUCAUUUGGAAAAGGAGCCAUAGACAAUAAAUUGUCGCUUAACGGGUUGCACCUAAUGGACGAAAAUUCGAUGAAACCUGCAGCAUUUCGUAUGUUUGCUCAAAUCGCAUCAACCACGCAUACUGAAAGUAUACACUUCAACAACUGCAUUCUAACGACGAAUAAACUUCAUUCAUUUUCUCAAGGGGCUUUGGAUCACCACCUGAAGCUCAAACAAUUUGUGGUUCAAGAUGAGUCGAUGAACCCUUCAGCGUUUCGUGAAUUAGCUCAAGUUGCUUCGGUUACUAAUCCAGAAGUCUUAGCUUUCAAUAGCUGUGAUUUGACAAGAGAUAAACUUGAAUCAUUUUCAAGUGAAGCAUCUGAAUUUGAGUUGAAGCUCAACCAAUUGUUAAUUCUUGAUGAUACAUCGAUGAACUCUCCUGCGUUCCAUACAUUAGCUCAACUUGCAGCUGUUACUGAUCCCAAGGUCUUAGCUUUCGACAACUGCGAUCUGAGUAAGGAUAAACUGCAGUCAUUUGAACAGGGAGCUGUGGAGCAUGAUUUAAAGCUCAACAAGUUGAGCCUAAGCGAAAUUGAAUUUGUCGAUUUCCAUGAACUUGCUAAAGUUUUCAAAGUCAUUACGGCAUUACGGUUCCAAAACUGCAAUUUAACGAACGAUCAACUCCACUCUCUUUCACAGGGAGCUAUAGAACAUAACUUAAAGCUCAAGCAUUUAAUAAUUGAAGAUGAGAAAUCAAUGAAACCUGCAGCAUUCAGAAAACUAGCUCAAGUUGUAUCAACUAUUAAUACUGAGGUUCUAGUUUUUAGCAACAACGAUUUAACAAAAGACAAACUCGAUGCUUUCGCUAGAGGAGCCGUUGAUAAUCGUUUAAAACUCCAUCAACUAAUCAUUCAAAGAGAAAAGACAUCGGCGUUCAGCAAAUUAGCUCAAGUUGCGUCGGUGACCAGGCCCAAUGUCUUGUCUUUUGACAACUGCGAUGUAACGUAUGAAAAACUGGAUUCAUUCGUAAGGGGGGCUUCAGAUCAUGCGUUGAAGCUCGAUGGAUUGAAUCUUAUUGAAGAAAAAUCAAUGAAACCUGCAGCCUUCCAAAAACUCGCUCAAGUUGCAUCAGCUACAAAUACUGAGAUCAUUUUCUUCAGCAACAACGAUUUAACAAAUGACAAACUCGAUGCUUUUGCUCAAGGAGCUGCUGAUAACCGAUUGAGACUGCAUCAACUAAUCAUUCACAAAGAAAAUACAUCGGCGUUCAGCAAAUUAGCCCAAGUUUCCUCAGUAACUAGACCCGAUGUAUUGUCUGUUGACAACUGUGAUGUAACCUAUGAUAAACUCGAUUUAUUCGCAAAGGGAGCUUUAGAUUAUACUUUGAAGCUCAAUAGAUUUAAUGUCAUUGAAGAAAAGUCAAUGAAACCUGCAGCAUUCCGAAAACUCGCCCAAGUUGCAUCAACUACGAAUACUGAAAUCCUAAUUUUCACCAACAACGAUUUAACAAGUGACAAACUCGAUGCUUUCGCUAGAGGAGCUGCUGAGAAUCGUUUGAAACUGCAUCAACUAAUCAUUCAAAGAGAAAAUACAUCGGCGUUCAGCAAGUUAGCUCAUGUCGCGUCAGUAUCCAGGCCUGAUGUCUUAUCUUUUGACAACUGCGAUGUAACCUGUGAUAAACUUGACUCCUUUUUAAAGGGGGCUUCAGAUCAUGCUUUGAAGCUCAAUGGAUUGAAUGUUAUUGAAGAAAAAUCAAUGAAACCUGCAGCAUUCCGAAAACUCGCUCAAGUUGCAUCAACUACGAAUACUGAGAUCCUAAUCUUUACCAACAAUGAUUUAACAAAUGACAAACUCGAUGCUUUUGCUGAUGGAGCUGCUGAGAAUCGCUUGGAACUUCAUCAACUAAUCAUUAAAGGAGAAAAGACAUCGGCGUUCAGCAAAUUAGCUCAAGUUGCGUCGGUGACCACGCCCAAUGUCUUAUCUUUUGACAACUGCGAUGUAACGUAUGAAAAACUUGAUUCAUUCGCAAAGUGGGCUUCAGAUCAUGCGUUGAAGCUCGAUGGAUUGAAUCUUAGUGACGAAAAAUCAAUGAAACCUGCAGCAUUCCAAAAACUCGCUCAGGUUGCAUCAGCUACAAAUACUGAGAUCAUAAUCUUCAGCAACAAUGAUUUAACAAAUGACAAACUCGAUGCUUUUGCUCAAGGAGCUGCUGAUAAGCGAUUGAGACUCAAUAGACUUGAUGUCAUUGAAGAGAAGUCAAUGAAACCUGCAGCAUUCCAAAAACUUGCCCAAGUUGCAUCAACUACAAAUGCUGAAAUCCUAAUUUUCACCAACAACGAUUUAACAAGUGACAAACUCGAUGCUUUCGCUAGAGGAGCUGCUGAGAAUCAUUUGAAACUGCAUCAACUAAUCAUUCAAAGAGAAAAUACAUCGGCGUUCAGCAAGUUAGCUCAUGUCGCGUCAGUAUCCAGGCCUGAUGUCUUAUCUUUUGACAACUGCGAUGUAACCUGUGAUAAACUUGAUUCCUUUUUAAAGGGGGCUUCAGAUCAUACUUUGAAGCUCAAUGGAUUGAAUGUUAUUGAAGCAAAAUUAAUGAAACCUGCAGCAUUCCGAAAACUUGCUCAAGUUGCAUCAACUACGAAUACUGAGAUCCUAAUCUUUACCAACAAUGAUUUAACAAAUGACAAACUCGAUGCUUUUGCUGAAGGAGCUGCUGAGAAUCGCUUGGAACUUCAUCAACUAAUCGUUAAAAGAGAAAAGACAUCGUCGCUCAGAAAAUUAGCUCAGGUUGCCUCAGUAACCAGGCCCAACGUCUUAUCCUUUGACAACUGCGAUGUAACGUAUGAAAAGCUUGAUUUAUUCGCAGAGGGGGCUUCAGAUCAUGCGUUAAAGCUCAAUAGAUUGAAUGUCAUUGAAGAAAAAUCAAUGAAACCUGCAGCAUUUCGAAAACUCGCUCAAGUUGCAUCAACUACAAAUACUGAGAUCCUAACCUUCAGCAACAAUGAUUUAACAAAUGACAAACUCGAUGCUUUUGCUGAAGGAGCUGCUGAGAAUCGCUUGGAACUUCAUCAACUAAUCGUUAAAAGAGAAAAGACAUCGUCGCUCAGAAAAUUAGCUCAGGUUGCCUCAGUAACCAGGCCCAACGUCUUAUCCUUUGACAACUGCGAUGUAACGUAUGAAAAGCUUGAUUUAUUCGCAGAGGGGGCUUCAGAUCAUGCGUUAAAGCUCAAUAGAUUGAAUGUCAUUGAAGAAAAAUCAAUGAAACCUGCAGCAUUUCGAAAACUCGCUCAAGUUGCAUCAACUACAAAUACUGAGAUCCUAACCUUCAGCAACAAUGAUUUAACAAAUGACAAACUCGAUGCUUUCGCUGAAGGAGCUGCUGCUGAUAAUCGUUUGAAACUACAACAACUAAUCAUUCAAAGAGAAAAUACAUCGGCGUUCAGUAAAUUAGCUCAAGUUGCAUCAGUAACCCAACCCGAUGUCUUGUGUUUUGACAAUUGCGAUCUGACGUAUGAUAAACUUGAUUCAUUUGCGAAGGGAGCUUCAGAUCAUGCGUUGAAGCUGAAUGGAUUGAAUCUUGAGAAUGAAAAAUCGAUGAAACCUGCAGCAUUUCGAAAACUCGCUCAAGUUACAUCAACUACAAAUACUGGGAUCCUUAUCUUCAGCAACAACGAUUUAACACAUGACAAACUCGAUGCUUUCACUGAAGAAGCUGCUGAUAAUCGUUUUAAACUCCAGCAACUAAUCAUUCAAAGAGAAAAGACAUCGGCGUUCAGCAAAUUAGCACAAGUUGCGUCAGUAACCAGACCUGAUGUCUUAUCUUUUGACAACUGCGAUAUAACCUGUGAUAAACUUGAUUCAUUCGCAAAGGGAGCUUUGGAUCAUACAUUGAAGCUUAACGCGGUUGUUCUCCAAAAUGAAAUGUCGAUGAAACCUCCAUGCUUCGGUAAAUUUGCUCAAGCAGCAUCAAUUACUAAUUUGGAUGUUUUAAUAUUAGUCAACUGCAAUUUAACAAGUGAUAAACUGGAUUUCUUUGUCAAAGGAGCUUUUGAUCAUCGACUAAAACUCACCAUGUUUCAACUGGGUGAAGACAAAUUUAUGGAUUCUUCCGCAUUUAAUAAGCUUGCCGAAGUGGCGUCAGUAACCAGGCCAAAGAUAUUUUCGUUUAUGAGUGGUAGGAUAACAAAUGACCAACUUAAAGCUUUUUCUCAUGGAGCCGCAGAGAAGGAGCUAAAGCUCGACACGUUGCAAUUUCGAGAAGUUACAACUAUGGAGCCCUCAGCUUUUUGUGAACUUGCUCGAGUCGCGUCUAUCACCGAACCUGAUUGCUUGGAAUUUAUCGAGUGCAAUUUGACAAGUGAAAAACUCGAAUCGUUUGCACAAGGAGCAUCAAACAUCGAUUUAAAGCUCAAAGUGUUAGCACUUAACAAUGAUAAAUCAAUGGAACCUUCAGUAUUCGGAAAGUUGGCCUAUGUUGCAUCAAUCACCAGACCGGAUUGCUUGGCGAUUUGCAUUUGCAGUCUAAAAUGUGAAAAACUCGAUUGGUUUGCAAAAGGAGCUUCAGAAAGUGAAUUGAAGUUGCCAAUACUUAUGCUCAAGGAACAUUUCAAGCCAUCUCAAGAUAUGAUUAGAAGUGUUUGUGGGUUGUUUCACGCAGUGAAGCAAAAGCUUAUCCUGUCAGGUUGGGAUAUUGAUCAAUCGGCCUUAGAUGUUCUACAAACAAACAAACUUCAAUUUAGCGAGCUCGAUAUUGUGACCGACAAACGGGCGUAGUCAAGGAACAUUUAUAUUCAUCAUUAUUAACUGUGAGCGAUAAUUGAGCUUGCCCGUUGUGGUUGAAAAGCGACGCUUUCCUGAACAAAGUAUAUUUUGUCUUGUGCAUUUCAAAUAUAUAUAUUCACUAUAUUUUAUUCGAUUAUGACGUGAUAUAUGAUAAAGUUAUCAUGAA